AUGGGCAGUAAGCACAAUACAAACAAUCCAUCGGCAGCACUGCGAGAAGCGGAACAGCGUCUGAAGGAGGCGCGCUACGUGAGCGGGCUGUCAUCUCCGGACGUGCGCAACCUGUGCUGCGCGCUGUUGGCCUGGCAGCAGCUCGGCCACCAGGGAGCCGACAGCUUGUACAGUUUCGUUAAAAAUAUUAAAGAAGACGAAUAUGAGCACGAACGAAAAAUAAGAGUAGAAAGCCUAUGUGAAACGACUAGUUACGGAAGCUACGAUGCUACCUGCCCUUUAUCACCCCUGCCUUCGAACCUGCCGACGAAAAACUCGAGCCGCUCGCCCUGUCAAUGGGGCAGUCCCACACACCAUCCACCUGGCCAUGGGGCACAUAUGGAUUACAGCGCUUCCAUCGGGCUCGUGGUGAACCUGCCUAGAGAGCCUCAAAUGCUGAUGCAGUGUCUCUCUGGUCCCAUGAGAGUUCCGAUAAAGUCACCUAAAAGUUGUUCUUGUGAAGUAACCGGUAAAAAAAUUGAACCGGAAUGUUGCCUGGACAAGAAGUGCAUGGAGCGGCUGACGAGCAUGGAGUCUGAGACGCAGGAGCUGCGCAAGCGCGCCGGGGAGUUCGCGCGACGCGAGGCGCAGCGCGCGGAGACGCUCGAGCGCGCGGAGAUGGCCUGGCGAGACCUCGACGCCUGCUACCAGCGCCGCCUGCGCGCCGCCAAGGACAAGGAGGAGGAGUAUGAAAAGAAGAUGAUUCGAGUUUUGGACGAGAGGAACAAGUACAAGCAGGCGUGCCUGCCCCUAGUGGACGCUUUGAAGAAGAAGAGCGCGAUGGCGGAGAGGGAGCAAGAGGUGUUGAAGAAGAUUGAGCAGGUGGGGUAA
Leguminivora glycinivorella is the source of this 870-nucleotide messenger RNA. RefSeq lists its product as uncharacterized. Bases 1 to 870 code for a protein of 289 amino acids. The transcript is spliced from 5 exons. The record is from RefSeq and is a predicted model, not a curated record. NCBI's taxonomy places the organism in Eukaryota, Metazoa, Arthropoda, Insecta, Lepidoptera, Tortricidae.